This is a messenger RNA of Theobroma cacao (cacao), 1201 nucleotides long. It is a transcript of the gene RABA3, whose product is annotated as RAB GTPase homolog A3. Gene Ontology annotation, molecular function: GTPase activity; GTP binding. The record is from RefSeq and is a predicted model, not a curated record. NCBI's taxonomy places the organism in Eukaryota, Viridiplantae, Streptophyta, Magnoliopsida, Malvales, Malvaceae.
AUUGCCAUGACUCUCUCUUUUACAUCAGUGACUGGUGACUAGAACCCUUGAACCCCAGUCUUGUCCGCUCCCAUCUCUUCUUUUCUUUUUUUGUUCACAUUUUUAAUAUAUUUUCGCUUUUUCUUUACUUACUCCCACUUACCCCCAACUCUAGAGGCCAAAAACAAUACCAACGUUUAAACUUCAUAUUUAAUUUUAGAAGUAGUAGUAGUACUUGUUUUUGCAGCACUGCAAAAAGAAGCAAAGAAAAGGGUGCGUGGGUGCUAUUCUUUUUCUUGGCUUUAGUGGUUGUUUGCUUCUAAGCCAGUGAAAAUGAACGAAGAGAUGAAUGGUGUUGACGUCAAGAAUCACCAAGAAAAUGUUCCAGAGAAAAUAGAUUACGUGUUUAAAGUGGUGGUGAUCGGCGACUCAGCUGUUGGCAAGACUCAGAUACUCUCCAGGUUUACAAAGAAUGAGUUCUGCUUCGAUUCCAAGUCCACCAUUGGGGUAGAGUUCCAGACAAGGACUGUUCCCAUUAAGAACAAAGUCAUAAAGGCCCAGAUCUGGGACACUGCUGGCCAAGAAAGGUACAGAGCAGUUACAAGCGCAUAUUAUAGAGGUGCCUUGGGGGCAAUGCUAGUGUAUGACAUCACCAAGCGACAGAGCUUUGAUCACGUGGCGAGAUGGGUCGAGGAGCUACGCGCCCACGCCGACAAUUCCAUCGUCAUCAUGCUGAUUGGAAACAAGGCUGAUCUAGUGGACCUCAGGGCGGUUCCAACCGAAGACGCUGUCGAGUUCGCAGAGGAUCAGGGCCUGUUUUUCGCCGAGACGUCUGCUCUCAGCGGUGACAACGUGGAAAAAGCAUUUUUCAAGCUGCUAGAAGAAAUUUAUGGUGUGAUUUGUAAAAAAUCUUUGGGAUGUGGAAAUGGGAAAUCCAACGGUGGUGAUCGUGCCACUGCGUUAAAAGGAUCAAAGAUUGAGCUGAUUGCUGGUUCUGAUUUAGAAAUAAGUGAGAUGAAGAAAUUAUCAUCAUGCACUUGUUAAUUUUUUAUUUACAUUCUCAAAGGAAGAGAAUGUUUGGUUUCUUUUUCCCUUCUUGUUUUGUGUUAUUUUUGUUCUUGGGUUGUGCAUUAUAAUUUUUAUAUUAAAUUAUAUCAUAUGAUGUAUUUAUUAUAAGAAAAGCAUGCAUCUCAAUUGUUAGAAAUAUAUCACCUUUUCCCUA